Molecule: messenger RNA, 1516 nt
Organism: Electrophorus electricus (electric eel)
Lineage: Eukaryota; Metazoa; Chordata; Actinopteri; Gymnotiformes; Gymnotidae
Gene: psmc6
Product: proteasome 26S subunit, ATPase 6
Molecular function (GO): ATP binding; ATP hydrolysis activity
Source: RefSeq, a predicted model, not a curated record
GUCCUAAAAGAAGAAAAGAACGCGGAGAACAUGGCUGACAAUAGGGAGAAGGGACUACAAGAUUACAGAAAGAAAUUGCUUGAGCAUAAAGAGAUUGAUGGGCGUUUGAAGGAAUUGAGAGAACAACUGAAGGAACUUACUAAACAGUAUGAGAAAUCUGAGAAUGAUCUGAAGGCUUUGCAGAGUGUUGGCCAGAUUGUUGGUGAGGUGUUAAAACAACUGACAGAGGAAAAGUUUAUUGUCAAAGCUACCAAUGGCCCUCGCUAUGUCGUUGGUUGUCGUAGACAGCUGGACAAAACCAAGCUAAAGCCAGGAACCAGAGUGGCACUGGAUAUGACUACCCUCACCAUCAUGAGGUAUCUGCCACGUGAAGUCGACCCACUGGUGUACAACAUGUCCCAUGAAGACCCGGGCAGCGUCUCUUAUUCGGAGAUUGGUGGAUUGUCUGAGCAGAUCCGUGAACUCAGAGAGGUGAUAGAGCUUCCGCUGACCAAUCCAGAACUGUUCCAACGUGUGGGCAUCAUUCCCCCAAAAGGCUGUCUGCUCUAUGGGCCUCCAGGCACUGGUAAAACCCUUCUAGCCAGAGCUGUGGCCAGUCAACUUGACUGCAAUUUCCUAAAGGUUGUUUCCAGCUCCAUUGUGGAUAAGUACAUUGGUGAGAGUGCCAGGCUGAUAAGAGAGAUGUUCAACUAUGCUCGAGAUCACCAGCCAUGCAUCAUCUUCAUGGAUGAGAUUGAUGCCAUUGGUGGCCGCCGUUUCUCCGAGGGAACAUCUGCAGAUAGAGAGAUCCAGAGGACACUCAUGGAGUUGCUGAACCAGAUGGAUGGAUUCGACACUCUACACAGAGUGAAAAUGAUCAUGGCUACAAACCGUCCUGAUACAUUGGACCCUGCCCUGCUGCGGCCCGGACGACUGGACAGGAAGAUCCAUAUUGAACUACCCAAUGAACAGGCUCGUCUGGAUAUCCUGAAGAUCCACUCAGGACCCAUUACCAAGCAUGGUGACAUAGAUUAUGAAGCGAUUGUCAAACUCUCGGAUGGUUUCAAUGGAGCAGAUUUGCGAAAUGUCUGCACUGAGGCUGGUAUGUUUGCCAUUCGCGCAGACCGUGACUAUGUAACUCAGGAAGAUUUCAUGAAGGCAGUACGAAAAGUGGCAGAUUCAAAGAAGCUGGAAUCUAAACUGGAUUAUAAACCUGUAUAAACUAUUAAUGUCACCGCCAGCUGCCAGAUGUGCAAUGUUUUGCCUUUGGGGAUAAUACACUUUGCCUUUUUGUUUUUUAAUUGCAGAAACUUUUGUUUUUGUGAACUGUUGAUAUUGACAUUGAUAUUAUCUAUUCUUAUCAGAAUGGCAUCGUCCAGCCUGCUCAGCUCUGGGCUAAUGCAUAUUGUGCAGUCUAAUGCAGUGACUCUUGGCUGAGUAUGUAUAAAAUGCAUACAAUUAUUUAGAACCAUUUGUACCAUUAUAAAUAAACAUGGUUUCUGCCUUGUUCAUCACAUAAUUAAAGUUUGAUACUGAA